GACCAACACAACGGCAACUCGCGACUCACCGGAGCCUGAGACUGAGAGCAGAGGAGAGGAAGGUUGUCGUGAGGUUGCAAUGGCGGACAUAGCGCUGCUGGUGGUCGAGGAGUUGGAGCGGGGGACAAAGAGGGCAGCAGCACUGAGGCGGAGGAGCCGAGAACCGCCCGGCGGUGGUGGUGUUGCCUGCUGCCCUGCUUCCGCUUUCGCCUCCGGCUCCGAUCCCAGGAAGCAGAGCGCUUGGGCGAUGGCAUCUGCACCUGCUGGGGUGGGCGUGCCGGUGCCGGUGCCGGGGACGGGGACGGAGACAUCGGGGACAAUGGGGCUGGCCGCCGCCGACGGCUUCUUCUCUGCUUAGCUUUCUCUCCUCUCCUCUUUCCAUGUCAGCUUGUAAAUUGUGUUUUUCUGUAUGUGGUGGUGUUGAAACAUGCGGUGACGGUGGCGUCUGCUGCUUGCAUUGCAUUGUCUGUUUUUCAACCACUAUUUAAUUAUCCAAAACCUUCGGUGAAAA
This is a messenger RNA of Sorghum bicolor (sorghum), 511 nucleotides long. RefSeq lists its product as uncharacterized. The record is from RefSeq and is a predicted model, not a curated record. Lineage: Eukaryota; Viridiplantae; Streptophyta; Magnoliopsida; Poales; Poaceae. The coding region runs from base 80 to 358 and encodes 92 amino acids. The transcript has a single exon.